CCACUCCCCUCCCCACCAUCUCCCGCACCUCCCCUCCCCCUCCCCUCCAUCAUUUCUCAGCCUGAUCCUCAACACGGGACCGGGGCCACCGAGACAACACCGGCCUGAGCCACAUUGUGCUAAUGACUUCAACUGCUGGACUCCUGGGGGCAUCACAACUGAUUCUGGGUGAUGAUAUGAACACGGUGAACGACCCACAUAUGGAUAAAUCAGGAAACUCUCAUUGAGAUAAGCUGGGAGACCACCACAAAUAUCUUCUGGAAAUUAUUUCUGAAUGUUGAAGAACUUUGCGAGAGAUGAAUAUUUUAUUAUCAUUCUGGUUUUCUCUCACUAUUUCCGUUUCAAGGCUGGACAUUGGCCAAUACAGUGACGAGGACAUGGGAACAUAUUGAAUAUUUCAUGGCACAAGAAAGGGGUAAAAUGGCAAAUUCAUCUUCGUUGGGAAGAACAUGUUAUGGUCCAUGCGGCUCUACAAUGUAAUUUCUACCAAUAAACCCCCCUGCUGAAAGGAUUUGCUGACAAUGGCCCGUGAUAGAGACCCUCCAUUCAUAGGUUUCCAGUGCUGAGCAAGACCCCCAUGAAAUACUCCGUUGCCCCGACUGAGAUUUCAGGCCGAGACACCAAAACAUUUCCCAGAAGUUUCUUCAGAAUCAGAUUUCUUGUUUGGAAAUGAGAAACAUGUCGGAAAGGAUUCUCUGUCUCUGGAUCCUGAAUCAGAUUGGACAAAGUACUUACCUGUAAGGGAGGCCCAGGAGCAACACUCACAUCUUUGCCCCCACGAUGAAAACCUACAGUAAGGAUUUCUGCUCUUCCAUUGCAAUGUCCCCACGCCAAGUGCCAAGAUGCCCAGUGUAGGAUUCCAGAAGAACUCAAUGAUGUGCGGAUGAAAGGUCCCGGCGUCUAUAGGAGGGGAUUUAUAGAACGCUCUGGGGGGUGGGGUGGGGGGAUAAAUUGGGAAUAAAAGAACUUUCAUUGACUGAUAAUUCCACUUACAUCUGAUGCUGCACAGAAAGGAAAAGAUUAGUGGAGAAGCCACUCCAGUGAGGGGUGUAAAGUGUCUACUUGAAAGAGGGUCUAGUGUUCAGACUCCAGAAGAUGACCACUGGUUCCUCUGACCUGGUAACCAUUCUUGGGGUUGAUAAGAACGGAGCCAUGAAUCUCCUGUACAGAAAGAGUAGAGUGGAGUGGAGGCAGAAAGACGAGGAGUCAAAAAAGAGCAAUACAGGGAAGGUCCGGGACAUGGCCUCGUUCCGCCGCCACUUCAGAAUGGGAUUUAUGACAAUGCCGGCCUCGCAGGAACGAGACCCUCUCCCCUGUGGGAAUGCCAUGGCCCCCCGCUCCCUGUCCUGUCAUUCUGUUGGCAGUGCACCAGAUGAGAGUGGGGGAGAAGGUGGACCCACAGGGAGGAGACCCCCAGCCAAGCCUAAGAGGAAUCCCAGCACCAAACUCAGCUUUGCCGGUGAGGGGAGAGUCCAGGAAGAACGCAGGAUCAGGAAGGAAGGAGGGUCCCUAAAAAGUGCCUCUGAAUCCCGCCGCAUGCCCCCACAGAAGCCGCAGCGGAGCCCCCAUACGCACCUUUCAGCCUCUUUUGAUGAGACCUAUGCCAGACGACCAGCCUCCACCUCUGCAAUCCUACCUUCCACUCCAUGCUCGUCCUCUCACUCCCCAGAAGAGCCUGUCUACAUUGAAAUGAUGGGAAAUGUUUCUAGAAGGCUCCCUCCACCUUCGACCCCAGCUCCACCAGAUGAAGAUUCGGAUGGAGAAGAAGAGGCCAUUUAUGAGGAAAUGAAAUAUCCUGUCCAUGAAGAACAUCCGUCUCAUCUGCGACAUCCUCAGCGCCGCCGCCCCCCACCACCCAGGACACCUGAAGUGGACAUCCCCCCUCCUUUCCCAAAUUUACUGCAGCAUCGCCCUCCACUACUUGGAGCCCCUUCAGGCAAGGGCAAUAAAGUCACAAAACCUGUUCCACCAGUGUCAUCCAAGCUGCCAGUUCCUCAGAAGGAGUUGCCACCCUCAGUUGCUUCCUCUUCCAUUCAUCUCCCUCCUUCUGGACGUGCUCGUAGCCAUUCAACUCCAUUGCCCCCACAGGCUUCAGUCCAGCACAGGCCAGAAUCUGUAACCCCAAUUUCUCGUGGGUCAGGCUGCACACAGGAAAAGGGGACAUCAAUGCUUCCCAUUCCACAUGGGCAAUCACGAGACAAAGCCCUCUCUUACACUAUGGUCUACUCUUCAGUGAAGGUGACGCAUUCCCUACUUCCAGCCUCACAGGUGGAAGAGAAAACAGAACGAGAGAUCUCAGUGCUGGCGGGACUCAUCUGUCCAGCAUCCCGUGUGGCAGGGACUCAGUUGACCAGCCGCCCACCCUCAGCCCAGCUUCACCAAGGACUCGGGGAACAGUCUUCCCCUGCUGUCUGGACGUAUCCUGCAGGCAGGAGGCCACCAGCAUAUGAAAAUAGCAUGAAGGGCUCCAGAGGAACACAGGCCACAGAUCCUCGAGGAGGGAUGGUGGUGGAGGAUGAAAAGGGUGGUACUGUGUGGGAAUUACAGAGGAGGAUGUCAUGCGGGCGAAGAAGCCAAAUUGGCGAACCACUUGCAGAUGGAUCGCGGGUUUGGAAUGGGAAUCCAACAAGAUCAGAAAAGGGGAGUCAGGGCAGUGGAGGUUCAGGAAUCCCAGUUAGAACUCAGCAGAGCCUGGAUGGUGCAACUGGCCGUGGAGCAGGCAAGACAGGGCUACCAGUGCCAUGUCAAACCUUCCCAACUUGUCACCGUGCUGCUGAUCUUGGGGGAAUUUGCCGUCUGGGUCGCUCUGCCUCAACCUCCGGGGUACGUCAAGCAUCGACUCAGCGGCAGAACCAGGCCCUGCUGCCAAGUACACCCCCAGUCCCAUCAUCCAGCAAGGAUAGAGACGGAAAGCUCCAGGAGGUCAUUGAACGGAAGCGAUUCCUGUGCCAUGAGAUUAAAUCCCGGCAGCCAAGAGUGGAGCGGGGAUUGUGCAAGCAGGAGAGCCUGCCCAUUCUGCCCAGCUGGCGUCGGGGCCCUGAGGGAAGGAAAGGGGGUACCCCGCCGUGCCAUCGGCAGCAAGCUGUGGUGUGGGACACUGCCAUUUGAGUUUGUCUGCCUAACUUCAACCUGAGAUCUCUCCCAGGGAUGCUGGCCGGAACCCUGAAGAGGGAGGCAAGGGUGGAGACAAGGUGUGGUUACGAAAUGGAGAUGAGAUACUUAGUAGAGGAUGAAACAUGAUCUGCAUGUAUUAAGGAAUUAGUAAUAUGUCAUGGAUAACGAAUGUAAGGGAGAAGCUUGGAGUAUUGUAUUAAUGAGUAGAACCAAGAUGUAAGGAUGUUGGGAGUGCUCUGCGCUUUCAUUGGGAGGGGAAGGGUGUCCCCUUAUGGAAAAUGAUUAUAUGUAUAUACAGUGCGCCAUGAAAGAGGGAGCUGAUUAGGCACCGAUUGUUUCUUGAGUUGGAGAGUGAUUCUCUCUGCUGAAGGGUAACAUGAGCGACUCUUGGCAGCUGGAGAAGCUGAGUGCUUCUACGACAUGUUGAAGAGAACCUGCCACUAGGAGGGAAAUGAGGAAUAUUGAUCUAAAUGAAGUUUCUUGUAGUUUACAUACGGGAAAUUUGCCCUUGGAUUGGGGGCAGGAAGGGGAUUCAGAUGCUCCCUGGGGACAUUAAAUUGAAGUGAUAUCAUCUAUAGAAGUGGCACUUUGAGUGCAAUACCCUGUUCUUGGGAGAUACCAUGAUGGUGGGAAGGUUGGCAGGCUCUGAUAACAAGUGAUAUAUCUUUGCCCUACACUUUCCAAGUAAUGAGAGGCAGUAAUAAAGUGCCAAACAAGUGUGUGUCCGACAGUAUAUUCCUGUGGAGCAAAGAGGUCUACUGGAGAGUUCCUUGGGUGGUGAGUCACACCUUGGGAUGCUGCCUUGUAGAGCAGGUCAUCAUGCCCAAGACCACAACAUGAAUGCGCCGCAACAGGUGCAACACUGAGGCUUGCAAAUAUUUUAUAAGUUCAAGUUCAAGACUGCUGCCUACUGAGCUGGCCUACAAAACCCAUCAUCAUCAUCAUUUUAUGCAAACUGGUGCCUUCAACUGUCAUGGGAUAUGGAGAGCAGCAGCAAGUGGUCAGUCUGGUCAGUAGAAACUGGAGAUUAAGUGGCUCAAGGUUUAGAGGGAGCCUUGCAGGUUGGAUCACAACAGACAUAAAGUGAGGCCAAGAUAAAGGGAGUGUGAUACAUAACAUAAAGCAAGUGUGAGUGAUGCUGUAAUAGACAGUGAGUGUGAGUGAUACUGUGUAAAACACAGAGAGAGCCCAGGAUAAAGGGAGCGUCAGUGAUGGGAUUCGCUUUAUCUGAGAUAAACGUCUAUAUCAUCAGUGUGACCUUCUUUAGAGUCGGAGAUUGGAACUACGAAGCAGAACAAUUCUCAUGAUUCCUUGACAGUCACAGGCUGCUAAUGCUGAGCCUGACUGACCCCCUUCCUUCCUUAUUGCCCCUUCCAUCAGUCCCAACAACUGCAACACCCGGCAAGGCAGCUUUAGGCAACUGCCCCCUCAGAACCUACCAGAUUCUCCUCCAGCUUUUGGGGGGGAUUUUUUUGGGGUUACUAGAAAAUUCCUUCAGAAUUCCUACGAAUCCAUAAUCAUAUGACAUAUCGCUUUUUAUUAGCUUCUUUUUUCCCCCCAGAAACUGUAAAAAGAUUUUGAAUAUUUCUCCAUGUAUAUAAACAGUAAAAAAAAACUUUUUUUUGUACAGAGGAGGAACUGAAAGGUUAAAAAAAGAUUGUAACAUCAAUUCCAUUUGCCUCUUUAAAUCCAUGUUUUGUUGCUUAUUGUCGCUCUCUCUCGCAUUUCAUUGGCUGCUUCCUUUCUCUUAUUGUAACCAGAAGAAACAUGUGACAAAAGAACCGUUGUUUGAAUGUAUUUCAUAGCGCUCGUUUUUAGAAAUGAUCCGUUUAUUUAUUUACUGAUUUUGUUUAUUUAUUUUUAUGCAACUUUGUUUUAGAAUAUAAAUUGUGUUUCAAAAAUUAGAGUUGAAUCAAAUUGUCAAUUCAUUUUAUAUUUAUUUAAAACUUCAAAUUUUGACUAUUUUGACAUGAUUCAAGCAAAUCGUAGCAAAAAAAUUGGGAAAUUGAGUUACAAUCUUGAAUUUCGACUCCCUUUGAUUUUUUUUUAAAAAAUUGCAACUUUUAAAGAAAAACUAUAAAAAAUUAUAAAUUGACAUGAAUGUUAAACGGAUCCCCUUCACUGAAGUAAAAUAUAAUUCAUAUUCAAUUAUUUCAAUUAUUAUGAUUGAAUUAUUUUGGCAGACUUUUAUCAUUAUUAUUAUUAUUUGUACCAAGAAGGCAGUUAUCAUAUUUUCAUAUUCAAUUUUUUUUUUUUUGUUUUUUUAUUCUGUCAAUUAAUUGUGGAAAACAUGUUGAUUUUCUUUUUGAAAAAUACAAAUACUACACAUUUACGGAAAAUCUUGAUGUUUGAUCAUGUUUAUUUGAGAAAAAACCUGGGCUCCCUUCAAAAAUUGUAGUAUUUAAUUGAUUUUAAAAAAAUUCAACUUUUAAAGAAAAACUAUAAAAAACUUAUAAAUUGGCAUGAAUGUUGAAUGGACUCCCCUCUUUGAAUUAUAAUGUAAUUCAAAUUCAAUUAUUUCAACAUUUUCAAUGAAAAAAUGCAGCAGCUAAAAAUUUAAGCUUUUUUCUUUUUGAAAUUUUUGUGAUUUGUGAUUAUGUGAUUUCAGCGGCCCCCGCAAAUUUAAGCAAUUGAGUUUUUACAGUUUUUUGAAUUUCUCAAUUUAGAAAUGAUUCCAUUGGAUCAUGUUCAUUUGAGAGAAAAAAAACCUAGACUCCCUUCGAAAAUCGCAGUAUUCCAUUGAUUUUAAAAAAAAUUCAACUUUUAAAGAAAAACAUAAAUUAUAAUAUCAUACAUAUUUGAUUAUUUCAAAAUUGUAAAAGUUUUAGAUGCCAAAGUAUCCAAUUUCCCAAGAUGUUGUUAGAUUUAAAAACUUGGAAGUUUGGAAAACUUGAUUUUGAAUCUAAUCGAAUUUGUGGAUUCUGCCACCUAUUUUAAGAAAAAUUAAACUUUAUUUAUUUUUUUUUUUUUAAAAAAUGAAAUUAUUAAUAAAUUGAAUGUUGAAAUCUACCUCCCCUGACUUAUACAGAACUGGACAAGUUUUAGCUGCUGAAUACUUUAAAUUGUUUAAAUUUAAAAUUUACAUUUUUGAGAUAUGGAAAACUCCGAAAACGUUGAAAAUAUUCACGUUGGCAUUUUUUGCUGUGGUUUUCUUAUGUCAGUAAAGACACUGGAAUUAGAAUGUUAAUAAUAAUUGAAGCUACUGCUACUAGUAUGGGAUCUAUUAUCCAGAAAGCUCCAUACUGUACCUACUGGAUGUUGAGUAGGCAUUGAUCUUCUAAGAUGAUUUGCAAUUGGUCACUUUUUUUCUCCUAAGUUAUUGUUCAUUUUUUAUUUAUCUUUAUGUUCAGCUCUCUCCUAUUAAUCUUCUUUUCAUUUCGCCUGCCAGGUUGCUAAGGCACGUGGGGCCCUAGCAACCAUUUAGCAAGUAAAACCCCAGAUGGAGAUUAAUCUGAAAUUUCAUUUUAUGGUAAUAAAACGUUGGAGACAUUUCACGAUUUUCGUGACUUAUUUCUGGAAUUCUUAAACAAAUUUGAUUUGGGGUUUUAAUGAAUGUAUUUUCCUCUGGCACCUUGAUUCAUCAGUCCCAUCUGAAAUAUGAAUGUAACUUUUGUAAAUGUAAUUUAUUUGUUAUUUUCUUAUGAUUUUCUAAUAUUUCUGCAUAUUUAAAUGUUUUCUAUGAUUCUCUUUACUUUCUGCCUAAUUUCAUUGCCUUGUACUGGCGGCUCAUGACUCCCCGCAUUUAAUAUGUGCUCCUGUGUUACAAGUGAACAUUCCCCUUUUUUGCACUUUAUUUGGCUUUAUUUUCAAGUAUUUAUUGCCAUUUACUUUCUGAUGUUUCGAUAGAAGGAAACAAAAAUGUGCUGUUUGCAGCCAAAAUGAAUGAACCUGUUUACAGAAUAGAGAAUAAAGUAAAGUUAUGAGGACAAAAGCGGUGUUUGAUUAUGUGC
Messenger RNA from Xenopus laevis (African clawed frog), 7064 nucleotides. RefSeq names its product neuronal tyrosine-phosphorylated phosphoinositide-3-kinase adapter 1 (gene nyap1.S). The record is from RefSeq and is a predicted model, not a curated record. The transcript is spliced from 9 exons. The coding region runs from base 1096 to 3108 and encodes 670 amino acids. NCBI's taxonomy places the organism in Eukaryota, Metazoa, Chordata, Amphibia, Anura, Pipidae.